Molecule: messenger RNA, 779 nt
Organism: Musca domestica (house fly)
Lineage: Eukaryota; Metazoa; Arthropoda; Insecta; Diptera; Muscidae
Product: protein Fer3-like
Exons: 2
Coding region: 165-755 (196 amino acids)
Biological process (GO): regulation of transcription by RNA polymerase II; developmental process
Molecular function (GO): protein dimerization activity; DNA-binding transcription factor activity, RNA polymerase II-specific; RNA polymerase II transcription regulatory region sequence-specific DNA binding
Source: RefSeq, a predicted model, not a curated record
UAGAAAAGACUGAACGGAAUACAUACAAAUAGACCAAAAGCAAAACGAUUCUAAUAAGAUUUGCAUAGGGAAAUAGUGGAACCAAAAUAACCUUGCAUAUCGAAAGUCCAUUAAAUAAAAGUCAUAAAUAAUAAGUUAUAUUAAAUUAAACAUAAAGCAGUACCAUGCAACAUCCGCCGGAAUCUGCUUACAUGUCGGAAGUACCAUUUCAACCACUGUGGGCCCCAGAAACGGCUCCACCACCACCUCCACCAAUUGUGCCCUAUCAGGAUUUAAUAACCGGAUUCCCUUGCAGUGAUUUGGCUCUCUGGCAACGAUCUCAAGUGGGCACGAUUGUAACCCCACGUCCCAAUGGCAGUGGCCGGCAUGUCAAUGGAACAUCAUCGACCAAUCCCAAUCCCACUAAGAAAACACGUCGCCGCACGGCAUCGUUGGCUCAGCGCAGAGCAGCUAAUAUUCGCGAAAGGCGACGAAUGUUUAAUCUGAAUGAAGCAUUCGACAAACUUCGACGUAAAGUACCAACAUUUGCCUAUGAGAAGCGUCUAUCACGCAUUGAAACGCUGCGUUUGGCCAUAACAUACAUUGGAUUUAUGACUGAACUACUUACCGGAACUCCAAUGAAACGUUCAACGGAUAUUUACGGCUCCAUGAAUGGUCAUGCUCCGCACCAUCACCCAGCUGCAAUGGCCCAUCAUUUGCAUCCAGUUGCUUUCCAAAGAGAUUUUGUAUCGCCAUAUGGCCACAGUUUGGCUUAAAUUAAGUGGGAAGAAUUUACGUAA